This is a messenger RNA of Cynoglossus semilaevis (tongue sole), 1656 nucleotides long. Its product is annotated as XK-related protein 7-like. The coding region runs from base 132 to 1331 and encodes 399 amino acids. Gene Ontology annotation, biological process: phosphatidylserine exposure on apoptotic cell surface; engulfment of apoptotic cell; apoptotic process involved in development. Gene Ontology annotation, cellular component: plasma membrane. The record is from RefSeq and is a predicted model, not a curated record. Lineage: Eukaryota; Metazoa; Chordata; Actinopteri; Pleuronectiformes; Cynoglossidae. The transcript has 3 exons.
CGACCGGAGCGGAGGAGAGGGACCCGAGCAUCAAGGACGGCGGGGAGCGGGGCGCUGGCUGCGGUGGCGGGGCCGCGGUGCCGCCAGGGCCGAGCUCCGCGGGUGGAGCCCGCAGCUGCUGCAGAGCCGUCAUGUGGAUCUUCCAGACCGUCGUCCACAUCCUUCAGCUGGCGCAGGUGUGGAGGUACGUCCACGCCCUGUACCUGGGCGUCCAGAGCCGCUGGCACAGGGACCCUGAGCGUCGUCACUACUACUGGCGCAUGAUGUUCGAGAGCGCUGACAUCAGUAUGCUGCGUUUGCUGGAGUCGUUUCUGAAGAGCGCCCCCCAGCUGGUACUGCAGCUGAGCAUCAUGAUCCAGAGCAGUCAGGUGCUGCCGCUUCAGGGAAUCUCAGCCUCCGCCUCACUGAUAUCCCUGGCCUGGAUGAUCUCCUCCUACCAGAAGGUUCUGCGUGAUUCCAGGGACGACAAGCUGCCGAUGACCUACAAGGCCGUGGUCGUUCAGAUCCUCUGGCACUUCUUCACCAUCGGGGCCCGCGCUCUGGCCUUCGCCCUGUUCGCCUCGGUGUUCCAGCUGUACUUCGGCAUCUUCAUCGUGGCCCACUGGUGCAUCAUGACGUUUUGGAUCAUCCAGGGUGAGACCGACUUCUGCAUGUCCAAGUGGGAGGAGAUCAUCUACAACAUGAUGGUGGGCAUCGUCUACAUUUUCUGCUGGUUCAGCGUGAGGGAGGGGCGCACCCGCUGCCGAAUGUUCAUCUACAGCCUGACUGUGUUGGCCGAAAACGCGGCUCUGACCACCGCCUGGUUCCUGUUUCGCGGCACCUCGGAUUUCUACGCCGUGAUCCUGGUGUGCGUCGUGGCCACCAGCUACGCUCUGGGCACCUUUUUCAUGUUUGUGUAUUACUGUCUGCUGCACCCCGACGGGCCCGUCUCAGGCUGGGGCUACGCCGCCGAAAAAGAGGCGCCGCUGGAGUCUUUGGCCUCACCCGUCUCCAGCCUCCCCCCUGACCUGGUCAGCAGCCCCCCCAGAACCCUGCAGAGAACUAAAGGGUCAGAGAGGGAUGGGCCCGGGGUGGACGGAGACGUCUUUCAGGUACGACCUCCGCGGGGAGCGCAGGCGCCGCUGCACCACCUCACCCCCAGGACGGAGGGGCCCGUUAUCCGAAUAGACCUUCCCAGGAAGAAGUACCCGGCCUGGGACGCCCACUACAUCGACCGCCGGUUGCGUAAAACCAUCCUGGUGCUCGAGAGCGCCGCCCCAGUGACGCCCAGAAUCCAGUACCGAUGUCUGGGCACACCCAAAGAAGUGAUGGAGUUUGAGACGACCGUCUGAUGCGUUCCAGGCGCCGGGCCGCGGCUUCCUGCCAACACUGACUCCCUCUCGGGUGGAGGACUCACUGAGUCAGUUUCAGCUUCCUGAUUGGCUCUUUCUACCUUCAGGAAUCGGAGACGUUCGACGACAGAGUGCGAUGACUUUCUUCCUUUGGACUAGGGCGAAUCUGUGUGAUGUAAGCUGAUAACGGUGAAUAUUUUAGUUUCUGUAUCAUUUCUCAGGUCAGGAUGUGGUACAGGAAGAGCUGGGCAGCAGCUCGGCUGAACUCAGAGAGGAGCACGGGACGGAGGAGGAGGAGGAAGAGGAGGAGGAGCAGCUGUGUGAC